CGCUUAUCCUAAACCGCUGUGUCACUCGGCGCUGUGGCGUCGCUUAGCGCACGUCAUUAGCGUCCUAAUCGCGCUCCCUGCUCGUGCGCUUUUGGCGCUGUGCGUAUAAAUCCAGCCGGCCAGCCAGCUUGGUUACACCUCUGACCUUCCCUCCCUCGCACACACGCACGGCCGGCCUCCUCUGCUAGUGUUGGGAACUGCUGAGAUCAGAGGAAGGCUCCAGCUCCACCAGGCAUUCCGAUCGAGGCAGGGGUUUCGUCCGGGAGAAGCAAAGGAAACCUCGGCCUGCGACCUCGAUCGAUCGGAGGCCGUCAAGCUUCAGCUCCAGGUGAAAAUUUCAGUUCUACGAGGAGUUGGUAGCAGAAGGCCCCACACCAGCACAUCUUGGCGUCCGAGGAUGUUGCAGAAACGAUGGCAGGGAUGCGUCUUCUGGCUCGCCUUCCUUCUCUGCAGCGCAUCAGGCAUCAUGAUCCCCUCAGAAAAUUCUCCGUCAGAGUUCGCCAAGAUCGUGCAGUCUAAGCAGACAAAGCAAGCUCGCGUGUGCGGAGCGGACCCCGAGCUGCUGCGAUCCUUGGCGGGCAGCGACGCAGAGGUCAUGCUCACCAUUCCCAACGAGCAGCUGGAGCACAUCGCCGAGUUCCCGGAGGAAGCCGACCUCUGGAUCAUCACCUACGUCGCGCGCUUCCUCCCGGCGGCCAGGAUCACGCACGUCGUGGCGGGCGACGACGUGCUCACCAACUCCCCCGGCGACGCCUACUUCCUCGUCCCGGCGAUGCUCAACCUCCGCUCGGCCCUUGCCGCCGCGGGGCUCGACGGCCGCGUGAAGGUGUCGAGCGCGGUGUCCGCGGAGACGCUGACCGCCCCGGCGUGGUCCGGCGUCGCGGGCCACGUCCUCCGGUUCCUGAGCUCGGCCGGCGCGCCGCUGUUCCUCAAGUCCCCCUCGUCGGAGGCCAGCGACGCCAAGGCCGACGCCGCGUACGGCGCGAUGCGCGCGCUGGGCGUGCCGGGGGUCCCGGUCAUCGCGGCGGACCUCGGAGCCACCGGUGGCGUAGAGGCGGCGCCGUACUACUACUACAGCUACCCCGGCGGGAAGUCGAGUGAACGGGGCAAGCGGCGGUCGCUGGCGACGGGAACGUUCUGCGUGGCGCUGCAGAACGCGGACCCGGCGGCGCUGCAGGCGGGGCUUAACUGGGCGUGCGGGUCGGGCCACGCCGACUGCUCGGCGAUCCAGCCCGGCGGGCCCUGCUACUCGCAGAACAACCUGCCGGCGCUCGCUUCCUACGCCUACAACGACUACUACCAGAAGAUGUCCAGCACCGGCGCCACCUGCUCGUUCAACGGCACCGCCACCACCACCAACAACGAUCCCAGUUCAGGGUCUUGCGUUUUCGCGGGAAGCUCCACAGCGGGAGGCUCCAACUCGAGCACGCCGGUGGGCGCGAGCCCGCCGACCAGCCUCGCCCCUCCGACGGGCUUCACGCCUCCGGUCGGCUCCAGCCCCCCGUCGUCCGACUUCAGCCCCCCGGCGGUCGGCACCACCCCUCCGUCCGGCUUCGCCCCGCCGGCCGGCGGCGGCUUCGCCCCUCCGGCCGGCGGCGGCUUCGCCCCCCCGGACGGCGGUUUCGGCACCCCGCCGGGGUUCGGCCCGCCGGGCUCCUUCAACGGCAGCGGGUCGUUCGGGCCGAGCGGCACGCUCAACCCUUACGGCGGGGCCCGUGGCGCCAUGUCCAGCGGCGCCGGCUUGACCGCUCUGUCCGCCGUCGCCGUCGCGGUUCUUCUCGUGCCAUGAAUGCGAUGUGAAUUACCAAUGCAGAUAUCGGGAUUAGCUCUAGAGACUAGAGAGCCCUUUGUCGCUUGGUAGUGAUUAUGCAGGGAUUAGCCACGUGUUAUGCUGUUCAUCAUUGAGGUGUUAUUGGUCAGGUCGGUGUCAGGUCAGGUGAGGUCGGGCCUGUGUAUUUAGGCGUCGUGUAUAUGGAGCGGAUAUGUAUGUAUGUGACGAGAGUUGUGACAGUCAUCAACUCAUGAUACCUUGGUACAAUAUACUGGUAGCUUAAAUCCAUUGCAUAUCUUUGUAAA
Setaria italica (foxtail millet) is the source of this 2076-nucleotide messenger RNA. RefSeq names its product glucan endo-1,3-beta-glucosidase 1. The transcript has 5 exons. Gene Ontology annotation, biological process: carbohydrate metabolic process. NCBI's taxonomy places the organism in Eukaryota, Viridiplantae, Streptophyta, Magnoliopsida, Poales, Poaceae. The coding region runs from base 398 to 1789 and encodes 463 amino acids. Gene Ontology annotation, molecular function: hydrolase activity, hydrolyzing O-glycosyl compounds. The record is from RefSeq and is a predicted model, not a curated record.